UCACAAAGACAUAAUAUACAAUACAUUAUUUUCUCCCUUCUUUUCUUUUCAUUUGUUCAUUUGUUCAACAACAAAAAAAAAAUGGACCAGAAUAAAUUCACAAACGUGCAAGGUAACUAUUUGGAAUUUCGUUGUUCACUUUUUUUUUAAUUUGAUUUUAGGUAUACAAAAUUUUUGUUUAAUUAAAGACUUUUUUUUUUUUUGAUAUAUGAAUGAAAGGUGGUAACGCACAAAUUGUCAAGAUUGGAGGGGAGAGGACACAAAAUAGAAGAGCACUUAGUGUUAUUAACCAGAAUUUAGUCGGAGCUCAUCGAUAUCCUUGCGUUGUUAAUAAGCGCGAAUUAUCAGAGUAAUCCUUGUUUCAAUCUUUAAUUAUUAUUUUUUGAUGGGUUUUUGUUUUAUAUAAUUUAUUUGGGGUUUUCUUUUUCGUGAUUUUAGAACAAACGGGAGGUUAGACCAUAAACGAUAAAUUUUAACUUUUUUUUUAAUUUUGUAUAUAGAUUUUAGUAAUGUCAAUGUCACUAUUGCUUAAUUAUAUUUUUGGUUAGUUAGCUGAUACAUAAAGUAUAAACUUUUAAAUGAAGGAAAUUUGGUGCUACACAAAUUGGUACCUUACGCCAACAUUACCUUGAGGUAAAUAAUUUCGAUCUCAUAUCACGUGAAAAGUUAAAAUGUAAAAGUUAAUUUUUUUUUUAAUUCUUUCUAAGUGUACUCAAAUGAUUUUGAACAGGAAACCAAGAAACCAAAACAAACUAUUGGAGAUUUUACGAUAUAAGAGGAACAUGACACAAAUGAAGCUCAACCAGUUCCUAUGUGUUUGGAACAACCUGAAUCAUUCUCAAAUGACAAGGUCACACAAAUUAUUAGAAAAUUUAUUUUUAAUUUUACUUUCUAGUGGUAUUAAUUUGUGUUGAUGUUCUAUAUAUGCGCGAUUACAAAUUCAGGAGGUGGAGAUUGAAAUGGAGGAUGUGUUUGAGGAGGCUUUAAUAGAUAUUGACAACGAUGAUGCAAAAAACCCUCUUGCUGGAGUUGAAUAUGUGGGAGAUUUGUAUGCCUACUACAGGAAAAUGGAGGUUUAUAGUUGUGUUUUAACAAACUAUAUGGAACAACAAUCUGAGAUCAAUGGGAAUAUGAGAGGUGUACUCAUAGACUGGAUCAUUGAGGUACAUGACAAGUUCGAGCUCAAGGAAGAGACAUUAUUUCUUACUGUUAAUUUGUUAGACCGAUUUUUAGAGAAACAAGUUGUUGCCAAAAACAAACUGCAGCUUGUUGGUCUCGUUGCCUUUCUAAUAGCAGGCAAAUACGAGGAGAUUUUACCCCCUCUUGUGCAGGAAUUGGUGAUUAUUUCGUAUGAAAACUACAACAAAAAAGACGUUAUUGAAAUGGAGAAAUUGAUGCUCAACACAUUGCAGAACAAUAUGUCCUUUCCAACUGCAUACGUUUUUAUGAGAAGAUUUCUCAAAGCUACUCAAGCUGAUAAAAAGCUAGAGGAAUUGUCUUUCUUUUUAAUCGAGCUUUGUCUCGUGGAAUAUGAGAUGCUGAUGAAUUCAUCAUCAUUUAUGGCUGCCGCGGAAAUCUAUACAGCUCAAUGCACGCUCUAUGGCGUCAAGGAAUGGAGUACAACUUGUGAAUGGCAUAUAGGGUAUUCACAAGAAUCACUUAUGAAAUGCACAAAAUUGAUAGUGAUGUAUCACGAUAAGGCAAAAACAGGGGGACUAAUAAGGGUGCAUAAUAAGUAUAACGCAUCCAAAUUUGGGUAUGUAGCAAAAGUUGAGCCAACAUAUUUUCUGGUCCAAGACUCUUGAGGAACAAACGUUACGCGAUAACAUCAUUAAACAACAGGAUAUAUCUUGUGCAAGUUCGAGUUAAUGACAUGAAAGAAGUUACUAGUAACUGUUUGUUGCCCUAGUGGUGGAUUUUGUUAGUACUAUUUAUUUUAUUUUUUCUUGAAAAACUCAUGACUUGUUUUAUUCAUGUUCAAUUUGGAAACAUACGUGGUUAUAAUUUAAUCAGGUUAUAUAAU
Molecule: messenger RNA, 2023 nt
Organism: Solanum lycopersicum (tomato)
Lineage: Eukaryota; Viridiplantae; Streptophyta; Magnoliopsida; Solanales; Solanaceae
Source: RefSeq, a predicted model, not a curated record